Messenger RNA from Pyrus x bretschneideri (Chinese white pear), 2426 nucleotides. Its product is annotated as probable glycosyltransferase At5g03795. NCBI's taxonomy places the organism in Eukaryota, Viridiplantae, Streptophyta, Magnoliopsida, Rosales, Rosaceae. The record is from RefSeq and is a predicted model, not a curated record. The transcript is spliced from 4 exons. The coding region runs from base 496 to 2043 and encodes 515 amino acids. Gene Ontology annotation, molecular function: glycosyltransferase activity.
AUUGGACUUGACUAACAUUAUAAGUAUAUAAAUCAUCAUCUGCUGCAAUUGCAGCAGAGUUUUGUUCACAGAUACUUUACACACGCAUGCAAAUAAACAAAUCUGCUAAAAGUUGCAUCCUUGCUGUCUAUGAAUCAUCAGUCAGUAUACACAUGCAGUGGCCUUGCUGUCCACUAUGCAUAAUCAUUACAUCCUUAAGGUGGGAACCAUAUUCCAAUCUGUAAAGCACAGUGCACUGCAUGUGGAGCAUCAAAUCAUGGAGUGGAUGAAACGGCAGAUUGACUUGGGUUAACACCAACAACUGCAGUAACUGAUUUCCACGAUAGAUGGAAAUCAGAUGAAGUCUGUGUAUAUAUAUAAUCCAAUUCCCUACUUGUGAAGUAUCGUUCUGAGAUUAAGGGUUCUAUCACCUUUGGAACAUAAGGUCUUAAACAAGUAGAAGAAUUGCAUUUCAACUAGUAAGGAUGACUGCACCAGGUAUCAUGUAUAAAUUGCAUGAAUGUAAUCUGGGAUACUUGUUAUACAUCAAGUUUAUAUUUAUAUCAGUUUCCAACAGUAUCCAGUUUGGGCGUCACGAGUUUGCUCUCGUGGUCAUGGAGAUUUGGUAACGUAUUGGAGACUGAAGACUAUUCUUCUUCUUCUUCAUCACUAGCUUUCUCUGCAACUGCAACACCACCAACGCCGCCUCCUCAAGUUCUUGAAGCUGCUGCACAAGCUCAUAACAUCACUUCUUCCUCAAAACCAAAUGAAAAAGUUGUCCCUCAUCAAAAUAAUGGAGAAAAACAAGGGAUGGUGUGGAUCAAUGGUACAGAAUCUGAUGAAACCAACGGGACGUCGGCUAUAAUAACUAGUACACCAAUAAAGAGAUAUAGCAGGUUGGAGAAACUUGAAGCAAAUUUGGCCGGAGUUCGGGCUUCCAUAAGAAAAGCUGCUCGAGUUCGAAAUCUAACUUCUACCCAUGAAGAUCCAGACUAUGUUCCUCAUGGACCAAUUUACAGGAAUGCAAAUGCUUUUCACAGGAGUUACUUGGAGAUGGAAAAACAUUUCAAGAUAUUUGUAUACGGAGAAGGAGAGCCACCAAUAUUUCACAACGGUCCAUGCAAAAGCAUAUAUUCGACACAAGGGAGAUUUAUCCAUGAAAUGGAAAUGGAGAAUGUUUACAGAACAAGAGAUCCAGAUGAGGCCCUCGUUUAUUUUCUUCCCUUUAGCGUGGUUAUGUUGGUGCAGUACCUGUACGUGGCCGACUCCCAUGACACUCAGCCCAUCGGACGAGCUGUCAUCGACUAUGUCAACGUCAUUUCUGAUAAGCAUCCCUUUUGGAAUCGAAGCCUUGGUGCUGAUCACUUUAUGCUUUCUUGUCACGAUUGGGGGCCGAGCACAUCUGCUUAUGUUUCUAAUUUAUACCACAACUCCAUAAGAGUGUCAUGCAACGCAAACACAUCCGAAGGAUUCAACCCUUCAAAAGAUGUCUCAUUUCCGGAAAUCCAUCUCCGAACGGGGGAAACCGAAGGACUUCUCGGUGGUCUCUCCCCAUCCCGAAGGUCGAUUCUUGCCUUCUUUGCAGGCCGGCUACACGGCCACAUAAGGUACCUGCUUCUAAACGAAUGGAAAGAAAAAGACCAAGACGUGCAAGUUUACGACCAACUCCCCAACGGAGUAUCCUAUGAAUCAAUGCUGAAGAAGAUCAGGUUCCGCUUGUGCCCUAGUGGUUACGAAGUGGCAAGCCCGAGAGUGGUGGAAGCCAUAUACGUAGAGUGUGUUCCAGUGUUGAUUUCAGACAGCUAUGUUCCGCCGUUCAGCGAUGUUCUGGAGUGGAAGUCGUUUUCUGUGCAAGUGCAAGUGAAGGACAUACCAAACAUCAAAAGGAUACUGAUGGGAAUAUCACAAAGUCAGUACCUGAGAAUGCAGAGGAGAGUGAAGCAGGUGCAGAGGCAUUUUGUGGUGAACGGACCUUCCAAGAGAUUCGAUGUUUUCCAUAUGAUUGUUCACUCCAUUUGGCUCAGGAGGUUGAACAUCCGCAUUGAGGACGAUCCAGUUGAGUAGAAUCUUUUUCCUUCAGUAUCAUAUAUUACAUGCAUGGUAGUAUGGUACAUACCAUGGGACUGUUAACAAUUUUUCGUUUUUCCAAUUGGGGAAAAGUUACAAUAAAAAAUAAUAAAUAUAUAAGGGCUUUUAGAUCCAUGUCAAAAAACAUAGGUUGUUUUUUGAGUGAGCCAAUUAUCUAAUUACAUAUUUUUAUACUAAUUUCUCCUUUAGAUAAAAAUAUUUGAAUUCAUUAAUUUUUGUGAUAAAAGUAGAUUAUACAAAGAAAAAACAUGUAAUACAAUUAAUUGUGUUAUAGGGAGACUAUGAACAGAAACUUAUGAUAUAAAUAGAUAAACAAGUAAACAUGUGAUAAAGGAGAUAAAGUGUCAUUGAUCUGGGUA